Molecule: messenger RNA, 944 nt
Organism: Anastrepha ludens (Mexican fruit fly)
Lineage: Eukaryota; Metazoa; Arthropoda; Insecta; Diptera; Tephritidae
Exons: 1
Coding region: 197-784 (195 amino acids)
Source: RefSeq, a predicted model, not a curated record
AAUUAUGUAUGUAUGCGCGUGAGUAGCCAAGUAUUGUCCGUCUAGCAAAGUGUCAAAGUGAUAACCAAUGAACGGCAGUCCGCUUGAUGAUUUUUGCUAUAAAAGGGGAAAUUUGGACAAAAGUACAUCAGUUUCGUUAUCGAUACUAAAUAGUUGGGUUCGGAAUUUCUCCUCAAAUUAAAACUUCACCACCAAAAUGAAAUUACUUGUAGUGCUGUCCGCAAUUGUAGCCGUUGGUUGGGCUAUGCCACAAUUUGGUGGCGGAAAUGCAAAUGCCAAUGCCGAAGCUAACGCUGGUGCAGGAGGCUUUGGUGGACCUGGUGCAGGAGGAUUUGGUGGCCCUAGAGCAGGAGGAUUUGGUGGACCCGGUGGCGGCGGCUUUGGCAGAGGUCCAGGAUUCGGAGGCGGUUUCGGUGGAAAUCCAGGAUUCGGAGGCGGUUUCGGUGGAAAUCCAGGAUUUGGAGGCGGUUUCGGUGGAAAUCCAGGAUUUGGAGGCGGUUUCGGUGGAAACCAAGGAUUUAAAGGCGGUUUCGGUGGAAAUCCAGGAUUCGGAGGCGGUUUCGGUGGAAAUCCAGGAUUUGGAGGCGGUUUCGGUGGAAACCAAGGAUUCAAUGGCGGCGGUUUCAAUAAUGCCAAUGCUAAUUCUAAAGCUGACGCCACUGCGAACGCCGGUGGAUUCGGAGGCAGUUCGGCUAAUGCUGACGCCACUGCGAACGCCAGCGGAUUCGGAGGCAGUUCGGCUAAUGCUGACGCCACUGCGAACGCCGGUGCAUUCGGCAAGUAGACAUUCGUAUAAAAACGUGCGUAUGAAGUCUUUCAGUAAGCACAUCAACGACAACCAACGGUGUUCGUAUCCUGAUUCAUACAUAUUUUAUAUGUGACUGCCUUAGAAUUAAAUUAAUUUAUAUUAAAUGAAUGAAGAAUAAAAAAUGGAAAAAAAUAAA